UUCGGACGUCGGGCCAUCCUGAGAACUUCCACAUUGUCUGCAUGUACAGGCUCUACUUUGACCCGAUCAAAGUGAAACCAACUAGGUUAUUUAAUAUACCGCGUGACAAAUCUAACAGCUCUAAAGGCUGCUUUUGAUAGUUUCAUUUAGCUGUAAGUCUGUGUGGAGGCCAAAGUAUUCUUCUGUGCAAAAGCAAAUGGCUGUCUGUCUUCCUUGUUUUCGGGCCUUGGUCGCCCCAUUUCCCAAGCGCGGUGUCUCCCAGCGUCCACCUGUUAGAGCUCAGAGUUUCAGAGAAGAAGAAGGGAGAUCAUCAUCAAGUAAUAUAGUCGAUGCGAAUUUGAGCGUCUUGAGAAAGAGGAUAGAUGAAGCAAAGACGAAGGAGAGAUUGGAGAGGUGUUGUAGAAGCGAGCUCGGGUGGAACCACGCUACGUCGGGAUGCUAUGCCAUAUCCAAGCGGAGAAAAGAUGCAGAGACGUCGGAGUUCUUUGAACUCCUACUUUUAGUUUGCAGAAAUAUUGGCCUAGCAAACAUUGCUUGUGCAUUCUUCCUUUGCUUAGCUUCCAUAUUCGUUCAUUUGAAUCAAAUUAAUGACCAUUUCUUGUAAAUCUCUCCCUCUCCCU
Eucalyptus grandis is the source of this 620-nucleotide messenger RNA. RefSeq lists its product as uncharacterized. The record is from RefSeq and is a predicted model, not a curated record. The transcript has 2 exons. The coding region runs from base 197 to 604 and encodes 135 amino acids. NCBI's taxonomy places the organism in Eukaryota, Viridiplantae, Streptophyta, Magnoliopsida, Myrtales, Myrtaceae.